AACGCUCUGACCUCGUACUUCAAUGCCGUCCGCAGGGGGACCCUGUUUUGGCCCCUCUGGGGAGCAGGGGCCAGGACGUCGGGCCACUGCCCGGGACGCGGUGACCAGGAGGUCGUGUCUGAGCCGGGACUCCAGAGAGCUGAGUUCUUUCACCGCUUCGGCCUCUCACUAGCCCCGGACCAGUCAGUCUGCCCCCGUGGGCCUCCGCUUCCCCACUUGUCCAGCAGCGGAGUCGUGAAGCGUUUGGUUUGGACCCAGGGUUCUCAGAAGGAUCAGCCUGCUCCCCACACCUCUCCUAAAUGUCACACCAGGCCACCUUGGAAAUGGACUAUUGGGCCAGUCUCUGAACUUGACACCCUAACCACACCCGUGAGGUUCAGCAGCAGUGGCUUUAAUAAUUCUCUAUGGCGCCAAGGUCAAAAACGCGGCUUGCUCCCUUGGGUUUAGAGUGCAGCAUUCUGGGGAAACCGUUGAGGCUUUCUGUUGCCUCUGCCCCUUAUGGUGCAUCUUGAGAUGCAUUCAGAAGUCAAGGAAGAAAUUCCUGUGCAUGAGGAAUUCAUUUUGUGUUGUGGAGUUGAAACCCAGGUUAUAAAAUGUGGGCCCUGGACUGACCUCUUUAAUGAUCAAAGUGCCAACAGGCCUGAGCUGCUCAUUUUCAUUAUUACUGGUAACCCAGGAUUUUGUGCCUUUUAUGUGCCAUUUGCAAAGGCUUUAUACACCUCAAUAAACAGACGCUUUCCAAUUUGGCUUAUCAGUCAUGCUGGGCAUGUUCUGGCCCCCAAAGGCAAGAAGAUUCUUGCAGCCUCGGAUGAUCCAAAAGCUCAAGAAAUUAAGGACAUCUAUGGACUCCAUGGUCAAGUAGAACACAAAAUAGCUUUCCUGAGAACUCAUGUGCCAAAGGAAACCAAGCUGGUGGUCAUUGGUCAUUCAAUAGGCUGCUACAUUUCUCUUCAGAUCUUGAAGCAUGCCCCUGAGCUCCCAAUAAUUCGCUCCUUUCUGCUCUUUCCAACAAUUGAGCGAAUGUCCGAGUCACCCAACGGCAGGAUCGCCACUCCACUUUUGUGCUGGCUUCGAUACAUUCUCUAUGUUUCUGGCUACUUACUACUUAAACCGUGUCCGGAGACAGUCAAGUCCUGGUUGCUCAGAACGGCUCUUCUGUGGAUGAACUUGCAGGGUGAAUUUUUGGCCCCAAGUGUGUUGGAGCCGUUCUGCCUUGCUAAUGCUGCCUACCUUGGGGGCCAGGAAAUGAUGGAGGUGGUGAAGAGAGACAACGAAACCAUAAAGGAGCAUUUAUCUAAGCUUACAUUUUACUAUGGAACUAUAGAUCCUUGGUGUCCAACACAGUACUAUGAAGACAUAAAGAAGGAUUUCCCAGAAGGCGAUAUUCGACUAUGUGAGAAAAAAAUAGCUCAUGCGUUCAUCCUUCGUUCGUCCCAGGAAAUGGCUGACAUGGUCGCUGACUGGAUGCAGGAUGGCCCGUCCACAGUGGAAACCGGGACAGGAAAAAAGGACUGACAGCAGGGCACAGAGGCAGUGGGCACGCUGGCUCUCAGUAGUAACUAGUAGACUGCGUAGGUAAAUGCUUAAUUUGAGUGUUUGGUAUCGGAAGAGAAAAAAAAUGAGACCCUCUUGGCUAAAAACUACCAGCUCCCACCUUCCUGUGCUGCUGGCUGAAGUAAACACAGUUGGCGAAAUACUCCAUAGGCUUAACCACACAUUUUCCGAGACUCAGGAACACAGUGAUCCAUGUUGACAGGAGAGGCCCAGGGGCACCAUGCAGCUUAUUUUGGUAGGCAGGAUCCUUGCAGACAAAGGAAGUCUAAAUUUAGUUGAUUUUAAUUGAGUUACAUCGUAGAAAUACCUCCGAGGAAAUAUAAAAGCGAUGGGUGAGCACUCAGUGUGUGGUCAGGUGUGUGAAGUGUGUAAGAUCAUGAGAGGGACUCACAGUCCAGCAGCAGAAGUGAUGAGCAGUGCUUCUUGCCAGUGGACUUGAGUCCUUCAGGACAGAAGACGAAGAUCAGCCCAAACUGACUUUGCAGAGGUCUCGGCUGAGACCAUCAGAAUCAGGCUGGCUCUUAGGACAGCCUGCCAACCUGUGUCACAGACCACCAAGUCAGCCUUUUUUCUGGCCACCAGGGACACAGGCCCAAGCAGAGCCAUCAUCGGAGAGGCCUGUGUUUGUCUCUGAGAAGCUUCCCUGAGUGUGACUUCCUUGUCUACCUGCAUUAGAGAAUAAAGUUCGCCAGACGUCCCUCUGCUCAACUAACCUAACAAGAGUUGAAGGAUCCUGACUGUGCCUCCCACCACCCAACAGCCAGCAAACUCCGUGCCGAGCCUCAUCCUGAGGGUUGUGAGCUCCCUGCAGGUUCCUCUUCUCCACAGCCAGGAUGGGGAGGCCCCAGACUGCCCCAGAUCAGCCAUACACAGUUGCCCCUUCUGUGAUUUUUUUCAUUGGAACCCCAUUGAGGACCAAGCAGUGAGCCAAGUACCGCGCUCGGCAUUGAGGGUAGAGGCUUAGCUGUAUUGUGAGUCUUUCCUUCUGACAGUCUUCUAGUAAGUAACUUUCAAAAGGGCACCUUUAAAUUGUGGAAUAGAGAAUAACCAUAAGUGAUUGUCCCCUUUCUGCAUUAGCAUGUUAGUUGGAAAGAAAUGGUUUUACUAAUGAACCAAAACAAGUCAUUCAAUUAUGUAAAUUUACCUUCUCCAGACACCUUCACAUCUAGUAGAGAAGCAGCCGUUCUCUGGCCUAGAGUGGGCUCACAAUAUUGCUGUCUUCCACAAACUGACUCAAUCCUGGGGCUUCAGGAGCCCAUAAACCACACUGAGUGCAGUGACGAUAGACCAUAGAUCAGAAACAUUCCAGUUUCUCCUGGAGGAGUCCCUCAGAUUUAAGGACAAUGGGAUGUUGGCCUUCUUCUCAAAACCUAAAGCCCCCUGAUGACAGGGUCAGCCCUGCUAUGCUGCCAUCCCUAUGGGAAGUGUUGGACAGGUUACUGGCAGACAGGGCUUCUGCCUCAGAGCAAAUGACUUCUUGGAAGGGAACUCCAAGCCCCAGGCAAGGAGUGCUCUUGGCUUCAGAGAGGAGCCGGCACACACACAGGCCAUUGGCACAGGGCCGCACACAGACGCCUAUUGGCAUCUGCGUGGGGAGGCCUAGAAAUCUGGUGUUAGCAGCUGAGACUCGUGGCUCCGACAUGCUUGCAGGAGAUGCUCAAUAGUACUGACCUGUACACAUAAGCAAGUCCUGAAUGAAGCGUACCUACUGAAAUAGAGACCAGCAUUCCCAGCUUUUCCUCCAGGGUUACAACAUGACUCCACGUUUCAAAAGUCCACGUGUAUGAAAUUGUAUCUCAUUUUGUUUUUCAGAGCUUAAAAAAUGGUAAAGUAAAAUAUUACUGGCUCUUAUUUCCUGUUUAUCGUCUAAGCACCAAAUAAAUUUUUGAAAUAAAUGCUUUACCAGCGCUGUGGGCUUGCCUGGCCUGAUCUCCGUGUGUUGGGGGAGGAGAGGUGUGCGCUGAGCAGUUCUGAGUUAGACUCAGGUCAAAGUCUCCCUGUGAAAUUGAAAAGCCACUUUUCUCAGUAUUUCUCUCAGAGACAGAAGAGUCGGAUUUCAGGAGAUUGAAGUUCACUUUAUUUCAUUAGGGCUUAAACAAAAGGCUAAAUGUUUCCAUGCGUAUGUAUUAGGUGACAAGGCCUUACCAUCUGUGUGAUUUUUAGGCAACUUUAUCUCGUUUCUCCACACCUCACUGUCCUCAUUUGUAAGGUAGGAUUAAUAAUGCGCGCCUCAUUGCUGGAAGAGUUAAAGAGGGUGAUAAAAUUAAAGCAUUUAGCACAAUGCCUAUCCAAGGGCAUCUUAAUAAAGAUUGGCUAUAAUAAUAAUACUUAUUAUUAACUAUCGUAAUACUGAAAAUAAAAGACUAAGAUGGAUAAGCAGUGGAUGAAAUGUUUUCCAGAAGCAUUGCUGCCUGUUUCCCACUCAGCCACAUGGGUGGUCCUUGGUAAAGAUUUCGCUUUGGGCGGGAUUAUCUAGUGCCAAUGGAAAGCCUGAAUUGGAGUGUGACCAGUGCCCACGGUGGUUCUGUGUGCUCUGGCCUAUGGGAGAGGCUCUCCAGAGGCAGCCAGCUCGUGUGGCUCUCGUGGCCUUUUGUCCAAGGUAGCCAGGGCCUUCUUGCGAUCUGCUCCUCCCCUGGACAGCCAGUGACCUCCAGAGGCUCAAUUCCUCUUCACCCUACAUUGCAUUAAAAUUAAAUUUAAUUCCAGAUUAAAGGACACUAAGGGGACAUGACAAUAUACAGCAACACCUGAUUCUGGAUUAUAUGUUUUAAUUACAAAAAACAUUGUUGGGACGAUUUGCACAACCCAAAUGGGGUCUGAAGAUUAACUGGGAGAAGAUGUUAAUUUCCUGAGCUCAGUGGCUGUGACGUGGAAAAGCAGGAGAUACCCUGAUUUGUACUGAAGACACACUGCGGUGUCUGGGGCAGCAGGGCAGCAUGUCAGUUCCCUCUCACAUGGUCCAGAGGGGGGAAAUGUUGCCUGUAUUUUACCUGCAACCUUUUUGUAAGUGCAAGACAAUUUUAAAAUUUAUAAAAAUAUUUAAAUAGAAA
Messenger RNA from Miniopterus natalensis, 4604 nucleotides. It is a transcript of the gene LDAH, whose product is annotated as lipid droplet associated hydrolase. The record is from RefSeq and is a predicted model, not a curated record. NCBI's taxonomy places the organism in Eukaryota, Metazoa, Chordata, Mammalia, Chiroptera, Miniopteridae. Gene Ontology annotation, molecular function: lipase activity. Gene Ontology annotation, cellular component: lipid droplet. Gene Ontology annotation, biological process: lipid storage.